This is a messenger RNA of Laetiporus sulphureus 93-53, 731 nucleotides long. RefSeq lists its product as uncharacterized. The coding region runs from base 218 to 373 and encodes 51 amino acids. The record is from RefSeq and is a predicted model, not a curated record. The transcript is spliced from 2 exons. Lineage: Eukaryota; Fungi; Basidiomycota; Agaricomycetes; Polyporales; Laetiporaceae.
GUUCGCUUCAACGUGCUCGACUCGCGUUAUUUGGUUCCAGUGGCACUUCAACUUCCGACGCGAAUAUAAGGGCGGCCGUACUCCGGCUCUUCUGCUUACUCUUAAGCAGCUCAGCCGCUCUUUUGCACCGCGCAGACUUGUGACUAUAGAGUCUUCCUUCUUUGCCUCUGUUACUCCGGCUAUUCGCCUGUCAUUCCAUUGCGCAUACAGCUGAGCCAUGGCCACCUCUCCUAUGGAGUGCGACGGGGACACCACGUUGGUGAAUCCAGAAAACGACCACCGCAGGAUCGCGGCAUCUCCCACCGAGUGGAGCGACGAGUCGGACUCGUGGUUCGAUGAUGAGCAAGAAUUCGAUGCAGAAGCCAAUACAUAAUACAGGACUCCGACAACACGGACUAUUGUCGUCUGUGGAGGCGCAUUAGCCCCACUCCGCCUGCCAACCUCGAAGAACGGAUUUUGGACUGGAAGAGCCGGACUGAUGAGGAAGGGAAUUAUGUGAGCAGGUGCUUUGUGGUAAGCUUCGGUAGCGGGCAAACACUCUCCAAAAUUUUGAUAUUUCGUCUCCUCUUAGAUGCACCAAACAAGGGUCUUCGUGGACAGGUCCGGCAACCCAUGACGUACAAAGACAGUUCGCAUACUGUCCGGCUUAUGAUGCCCACGCCGAUCCCACCGCCAGAGUCGUCCUAUGCCUUACGGAAUGGAUCGUGGGACUGUCAUGUAGCGGACGGCCA